UAUAUGACAGAAACUAAUCAAUUAUCAGUAAAUAAGUUUGCUAAUCACAAUGAGGUCUCUACUCACCAACAACCGCAAGCAGUAGACAAAAAAUUAAUCAAAAUCACAGGAACUCUCACCUCCCCCAUCCAAUUAAAGGGCGAAAACACCAAAGAACCCUAUUAUUAUUCAUUUAUUAGAUUAAAAGGGCAAAGCACAGAUUUACCAGUUAUUUUCAAAAUUAAAGGCAGGCCAGUUGACAAAAUGAUAAUGACUAAUAAUGAUAAAUACUGCUUGAAUUGUAGUGCAGUAGCCAACUAUCCUAACCGAUUAAGCCAUGCUUUUUAUUGUCAGUAUAAUAAAGAAAGUAAAGAAAAACCUGAGGAGGAUAGUUGA
Messenger RNA from Ambispora leptoticha, 375 nucleotides. The record is from the annotation of a GenBank genome assembly. NCBI's taxonomy places the organism in Eukaryota, Fungi, Glomeromycota, Glomeromycetes, Archaeosporales, Ambisporaceae.